AUGGCUGCUGCACCCCCGGUGCCUCAUGCUGUCCCCGAUGGCCUCAAUGGGACUCCCAGUCAUCUCGCCCACAGUCUGCCACGCUAUCAAGCCAUUGCCAUGAACCCCAACCCACCCCCUCAUCCGGCAAUGCCCCCGCCAGAUCAAAUGAUGCAGAACCAUCACUAUCGUCACUAUGCGCCGUCGCCGUUGCAUGAUCCUCACGCGGGACCGCCGCCCCCGCCGCCGGCGCCCGCCCCGUCUUCUCUAGAUCAGAUCGAAGCGCGCUUGCGGCAGUUGGAACAUGAGGAAAUGAACCGGAUGGCUGCCCGCCAUCACCUGCUUGCGGUGCGUAAGCGUGAGGACGAGGAAUUUCGCAGAUUGACUGAGAGCGCCGAGGCUGAGGAAGAGGACCUCCGCAGACAACGCAAGAGGAUUAAGAGAGAGUCGAUGGGCCUUGGGGGGAAUCAAACAAUGGACUCGCCGCCGAUGCGCCCAACACCACCGCGUCGGCUGUCCGAGACGAGUGCGGCCACCACGUUGGCCUUCUUCAAGCAGCAGAGUCCUCCGGAGCCGCGCCAAACCCCUCUCCCACCGCUAUCACAGACACCACAACCGUCACCGUCGAUGCCUCCGCCAGUUCACCUGCACCCUCAACCGCAUCAGGUUCCUCCACCUCCUCCCCCUCCCCCAUCUCAGCACCCGCACCCUCACGCACAUCAGCAUCCGCACCCCAUAGUCCCCCUCGACCACAUCAAUGGCGCAGGCUCCAUCCGGCGCAAGCAAAAGUACACGAUCAAGAAUGUGGAGGCUUGGGGCGAGCGCCACGGCCGCCCAGCGGCCCACGAUCCCUCCGGCCGUGCCCUCUGGAAGCGGCCCUCCGACGGCAGUCUGGUCUACCUCACCUGCCCGAUCCAGGGCUGCGGCAAAUCCGACUUUGUCACGCUGCACGGCUUCAUGUGCCACCUGACCAAAAAGCACAAAGACCGCACGCUGGGCAGCCAAUCGCGCGCACUCGAGCUCUGCGGCAUCGUCUACGACCCGAAUGCGCCGCUGCCGCCCGUGCAAGCCUCCAACCGCGCCUCGAUGGAAGACAGCCCGAUGGAUGGUGCGCCCGACGAUGAGGCCCACGACCCCGAGCUCGACUCUGAGCCAGAGGAUAGUGAGGAGCCUCGCGACGAGUCGUACCGGGUCAAGACCGAGGCAACCGAAAGGUCGCUCCCCGAUGCCGAGGAUAUCCCGGCGCCCCGAGAUACCUCGUCCAUACCCCCCAAACCGGCCAUCAACGGAUCGACCAAGCAGUCGAUCUCCUCCAUCAUCGACCGCACGCCGGAUUCCGAGCCGCGGGAAGCGCUGGCGUCGCGGACGCCCUCUGAAUCUAUCUCCCAGGGCCCGACGCCCGUCUUGACGGAGCAGUCGAUUCCUGCCAAGCGGAAAUACGAGUACUCACCGGAGAAGGAGAACACCGAACCCAAGGAAGGCUCUGCGGUGCAGUAA
Messenger RNA from Penicillium canariense, 1476 nucleotides. RefSeq lists its product as uncharacterized. The coding region runs from base 1 to 1476 and encodes 491 amino acids. Lineage: Eukaryota; Fungi; Ascomycota; Eurotiomycetes; Eurotiales; Aspergillaceae. The transcript is spliced from 2 exons. The record is from RefSeq and is a predicted model, not a curated record.